Messenger RNA from Formica exsecta, 1409 nucleotides. It is a transcript of the gene Pex11ab, whose product is annotated as peroxisomal membrane protein 11B. The record is from RefSeq and is a predicted model, not a curated record. The transcript is spliced from 3 exons. Gene Ontology annotation, biological process: regulation of peroxisome size; peroxisome fission. The coding region runs from base 465 to 1127 and encodes 220 amino acids. Gene Ontology annotation, cellular component: peroxisomal membrane. Lineage: Eukaryota; Metazoa; Arthropoda; Insecta; Hymenoptera; Formicidae.
CAAAUGUGAUGAAUAAACCGAAAUAUAUAAAUCUUAUUUAUGCAUAUUUUUAUCUCCUAACCUUGCGAGAAUACACAAAUAAGUACAUAUGUAUGUAUAUACAUACAUAUAUAUACGUACAUAAAAAGGUUUUUUAUAAUCUCUCAGUAGAUACAUCAUUGUCAAAGUUCUUUUUCUGCAUAAAUUCUUCCAAAGUUCACAAUACGAUGACUUUGGCCAACUGGUGAUGAUGAAACAGGCACGAUCAUCGUACUAGAUAUUAUGACAGAUGUGAGAGAAACGCAAAAUAAAAUUAACAAGAUUUCUGCAUUCAAUUUGCUGUACAUUAUACAAGAUUGCUUUGGACUAUCCUAUAUCGUGUUAUAAGAAAAUAGAAAGAUAGUCUUUAUUCAAAUUAUUUGUCCUUUUGCUUUUAUUUAAUGUUAUUUGUGCAAUUGUGAGUUCAAAUAGCUCUUUUGGGAGAAAUGGAUAUUAUUGUAAGGCUAAAUGAGCAAACGGCAGGCAGGGAUAAAAUAAUAAGAUUAUUACAAUAUGGAAGUCGUGCUUAUUGGUACUAUGCGCAAAAUGCACAAAGCACAAAAUUCUCCGCAGAAAUUUUGAGGAGUUUGGAAUUCACUUUUAGUUCAUUUCGAAAAUUACUCCGUCUGGGAAGAUGCUUAGACACUUUGUAUUCGGCUCUAAAAAUGAUGAAGUAUCCCGAUCCAACGAUCAAGAUAACAUUAAUUAUGGCAAAAAUAGCAAAUGCUUUGUAUUUACUGGCAGAUCAUUUUAUUUGGGUGGGCAGAGUAGGAAUUUUAAGAGUCAAUCUGGAAAAGUGGAAUAGAGUUGCAAAUAAAUAUUGGCUAAUAACUAUUAUUAUGAGUUUAAUGAGAGAUUUUUAUGAAAUUAUCAAGAUUUUAAAACACGAGAAGAUUAUAUUUAAACAAUAUCAAAUAUUGUUCUGUUUAAGAAAUCAUAAAAAAGUAGUGAUGGAUACGGUUAAAAAUGGAUGCGAUUUAUUUAUUCCAUUGACAGCAUUAGGUAUCACAAAAUGCACUCCUGGUACAGUAGGUUUACUUGGAAUAAUUUCAUCAUUUAUUGGUCUUUAUACCAUUAUCAAUCCACUUUAUAAAUUAACUCCAUCUUAGGGUAGAAUAUUUAUUAGUAUGGUAUGUGUGUAUAUCUUUUGGUUAUAGAUAUAAGUACAUAUAAGAAGAUGGGCUAUAUGCAAUAUUCUUAUAUCAAAACAUUAGAUGCUUCUAUGAUUGAUCAUAUGAAAGGUGUACAUUGAUUAUAUGUGGUUAUUGGGGAAAAAGAGAUGGGAUGAACAUUUUCUUUCUCUUCUUUUUUUAAAAUAUAUAUUUAUAAUCUAAAAUUUAUUAUAAUCUAAAAUAUAUAUUUAAUAAUCUACAUAUAAAAAAAAUAUCUUA